Molecule: messenger RNA, 2334 nt
Organism: Haemorhous mexicanus (house finch)
Lineage: Eukaryota; Metazoa; Chordata; Aves; Passeriformes; Fringillidae
Gene: ISG20L2
Product: interferon stimulated exonuclease gene 20 like 2
Exons: 5
Coding region: 1-1218 (405 amino acids)
Cellular component (GO): nucleus
Molecular function (GO): 3'-5'-RNA exonuclease activity; nucleic acid binding
Source: RefSeq, a predicted model, not a curated record
AUGUCGUCGUCGAUGCUCCGUGACGUCGACCUGACGUCAUCACAUACGUCACGGAGCCGCCGCGCGGCCGCGCGCGUGCCCCUCAGCGCUUGGCGCCGCCGAGUUCCCGCCGCGGCGCGCGCGGAUGACGUCACUGCCGGUACCGGGCCGGUCGCGUGUUUCCCGGGAACUUCCGGUUCCGGGGCGCGGAGCGGCCCCGCCAUGGACGAUCUGAUCCUCAACGUGGACUUCGCCGCCCCUGAGCGCCGCCCCAAGAAGGAACCGGGGAAUCGAAAGCACCAGAACUUCGUGCGGCGGCGCCGGGAGCUGGAGCGCCGCGGGGUCCUGCGGCAGAAGCAGCUCCCGGCGGCACCUGGCGCGCCCCGGCGGGCUCCCACGCGGCGCUCGGGGGCCAAACCGCGCUCGGGCCGGCGCAGCCCCAAAGAGAACGGCCCCGCCGCCCCCCGGGGCCCCCCGGUGUCGCAGAACGGCCCCACCGGCACUAAGGAAAAGGGGAAGGCCAGCGCUGCCGGAGCUCCCCCAGCAUCCCAGAACGGCGCCACCGGGAGCAAGGGGAAGGCUCGGGGGGCGGCUACCGGAGCCCCCCCGGCCUCCCAGAACGGCCCCACCGGCACCGGUGCCCCCGGUCGGAGCAAGGGCAAGGCUCGAGUCACCCCCAAGGCUGGCGGUGCCCCCCCGGCGCCCCCCAAGCUGGUGGCCCUGGACUGUGAGAUGGUGGGCACGGGGCCCGGCGGGCGCACCAGCGCGCUGGCCCGCUGCAGCAUCGUCACCUACGAGGGGGACGUGGUGUACGACAGCUACGUGCGGCCCGAGGCGCCCAUCGUGGACUACCGGACCCGCUGGAGCGGCAUCCGCCCGCGCCACAUGGCCCAGGCCGUGCCCUUCCGCAGGGCACAGCAGCAGGUUCUGCGGAUCCUUGCUGGCAAGGUGGUGGUGGGCCACGCCAUCCACAACGACUUCAAGGCUCUCCAUUACUACCACCCCAAAGCUCUGACCAGGGACACGUCCCAGAUCCCUCUGCUGAACCGCAGGGCUGGCUUCCCUGAGAACGUGGCCAUCUCCCUGAAACGCCUCACCAAGGCCCUGCUGAACCAGGACAUCCAGGUGGGGAAAAGUGGCCACUCCUCGGUGGAAGAUGCCCGAGCCACCAUGGAGCUCUACAAGGUGGUGGAGGAGGAGUGGGAGCAGCACCUGCAGCAGAACCCGGAGCAGAAGUGACACCCUGGAGGGCUCAGAGUGGCACCCCCAGCCUGGUCCUGCCUCUGGGGGGCUCCGAGUGGCACCCUGGAGGGCUCAGAGUGGCACCCCCAGCCUGGUCCUGCCUCUGGGGGGCUCAGAGUGACACCCUGGGGGGCUCAGAGUGGCACCCCCAGCCUGGUCCUGCCUCUGGGGGGCUCAGAGUGACACCCCCAGCCCAGUCCUGCUUCUGGGGAGACCCAGAGUGAUGGCAACAGGUCUGGUCCUGCCUCUGGGGGGUCCCACAGUGACACCCCCAGCCCAGUCCUGCAUCUGGGGGGUCCCACAUUGAUGCCCUCAGGCCGAAUCCUGCCUUUGGGGGGGCUCAGAGUGACACCCCCAGCCCGGUCCUACCUCUGGGGGGGUCCCACAGUGACACCCCCAGCCCGGUCCUGCCCCUUGAGCGUCCGGUGAGCGCUGAGGGGCUGCCCUGUCCGUGGCUGAGGAGGAGCCCGGUGCAAUGUCCCUGUCCCCAAGCUGUCGUGCCUUGUGCCCCUGUCCCCAGGGUGUGGGCAGGGCCCGGGCCGGUGCCUUCCCCCCCAGGGGAGGAGCCCCAGAGGGGUCUCUGGGACUCUGCACCCCCCGAACGCUGCUCCUGAGCUGGGAGUGACCCUGGGGCGUCCUGAGCACAGCCCCCAUCCUUGGGGCGCUGGGAGUGGAGCAAGCUCCUUUCUCCUCCCCAAACUACCUCUGCCAGCGCCGGGAGCCGCCGGUGCGCCCGGGACUGCGGCUGGGAUCACAUCCCUCCGCAGAUUCCCGCUCCGGGAGCUGGGAUCACAUCCCUCCGCAAAAGGAUCACAUCCCUCCGCAGUUCCCCCUCCGGGAGCUGCUCUAGGGUGCUGAAAUUCCACCUUCCUCGUUGUGCAAGGGGCGGGACAAAGCCGGGCAUGGCGAGCAGCAUCGCCCCAUCCGCCUGCCCGAGCCCCCCGUGCUGCCCCGGGGGCAACCCUGAGGGUCCCGCGGGCGAGACCCCCCCCGGGCUGGCCCGGGCAUACCCCCGGAGGGCAGCCGGACCCUGAAGGCGCCCGAGCCUUGACGGGAACUGCUUUGAACUGAAAGGUUUAUGUGCAAAAUCCAAAUUAAAAAGAAAUCAUUGAA